Messenger RNA from Xenia sp. Carnegie-2017, 1951 nucleotides. RefSeq lists its product as uncharacterized. The transcript has a single exon. NCBI's taxonomy places the organism in Eukaryota, Metazoa, Cnidaria, Anthozoa, Malacalcyonacea, Xeniidae. The record is from RefSeq and is a predicted model, not a curated record. The coding region runs from base 285 to 1298 and encodes 337 amino acids. Gene Ontology annotation, cellular component: membrane. Gene Ontology annotation, biological process: G protein-coupled receptor signaling pathway. Gene Ontology annotation, molecular function: G protein-coupled receptor activity.
UAUAUAGCACCUACUUGUGAUCUGUGCAUACCAGAGGUUAACUUUGAAAUUAAACCUUCUAAAGCUUAAAUUGGCCUACAUCCUACUCAAUACCAAUCGAGGAUCUUCAUAUAUAACCACGUAAAAAGGUAUUGAAUUUGGAUAAACCAACUAGAAAGCAUAAAUUAAAGUACAUGAUAGAAACAGUUGAAGAAGAAUCGGGCAGCUAAUGAAUCCUAAUUUGGAAAACGGAGAAAGAUGAUACAAUCGUAAAUUUUCACUGCAGAGGAGUGUGAUCGUAUGAAAUGAAUCUUACCGCAGAAAAUGCGAAGGAAUCACCAACGUUCACAACCGUAUUCGGCACCAUUCAAUUAUCGUCAAGAUAUAGUGUUGAACAGAAUAUUGUGACAACUUUCAUGGUAAUUUUGUCCUUCAUAGGUAUUUUGGCAAACGUCACCUUACUUUUUGUCAUUAUCAAAGACCCUUUCAAGCAACUUCGAACCAUUACAGCAAUCUUAUUGGCCUUUAACUCUAUCACAAACCUAGGUUUAAUUUGUGCGUUGUUCGUUGAGAGCUUAUGGCAAUUUUCGAAUGAAGAGCUUCCUCCCGAGUUAUUUCUUCAUGCGAAUGUUUCUUCCUUGUUUUUAUGCACUUUGGGUAAUUUCUUACACAUAAUUAAUACUUACGGCGCGAUUGUUAUUCCUGUGCGAUACAGGAUAGUAGCUCCAAAAAUUCGAAGAUAUUUGGUGCAAAGCCUUGCACUGGCUGCACUUGGAACAUUCGUUGUUAUCGUCAUUCCCGUUUGCGUUUUGCCCGAGGGCAAGCAACAAGAUUUUUCUAAAGUGAUCAUGACAGUGUUAGGCGUUUUACUCGUGUUGUUAUCGAUAAUAUUCGCGAUUCUCUACCACAAAAUAUUUCGAUCGCUGUACGCAAGGAACAACAAUUUGACGUUCGCCUUACGUCGGAGACACUCAGUUUACAGGGAGCAUUCUAGAGACUACCGUAAUCAGAGGAUGGUAAUGACGCUACUCAUACAUGUUGUGUUUUUUAUUUUAACAACACUUCCUGCGUCUGUACUGGCUAUAAUUUUUCUUAAUAAGAAGAUGUCUGAUGCUUUUUCCCUCGCAACUUUAUUUAGUUUACCUAUAUUCUCAUCGCCGUUUGUGUUUUUACCAAUACUCUGGCUUUUUCGACUAAAAAACUACAAGAGAGCAAUGGUGAAGAUUAUCUAUUUUUGGAAAGGAAGACAUCCCGAAGCAGAAACCCAACAGAACACGAAUCCUCAAACUAUGAUGACAAGCCUUCAGCCCCCACUAUAACGACAUAUGUUUCUCUUUUCUUGGUCGAAUAUUGGAAAGUUUUCAUGGUUUAAAUAAUCGAGAGCUUCUACUUAAAUACAGUUGUUUUAAUGAUAAAAUAAGGACUUUGUCGUGGUGACAAGUUUAAAAAUAGUUUUAAAGAGCAAAUUCCAUAGGAAAUAGUAAAAUUAAUAACCUAAUAGUACUUAAAGGAGAAGUUUAAAACAAGAACACUUACUCAACAAUUCUAAAAGAACUGUUUUUAACAAGAACACUAACCCAGCAAUUCUAAAAGAACGGUUUUUAACAAGAACACUUACUGAACAAUUCUAAAAGAGCUGUUUAAAACAAGAACACUAACCCAACAAUUGCAAAGGACUGUUUUUUAAGUGCCUUUUAACUUUGAAACAGUUCUUUUAGAAACUGUUGGGUUUGUGUCCUGGUUUUAAACAGUUCUUAAAAGAACAAUUAGGUUAUUAUUUUGACCAUUUUCCAUGGUAUUUGCUCUUUUUAAAAAACAAAUUUUGUUUUAAUGAGCUCGAAGUCGCAGAUUGCUUUUUGAUAAAAUAAAUUUAGUAUUUAAUUUUGUAUUUAGUAAGUAUUAACUUUAUGUUCUAACAACUCUCCAAUAAAGAAUUUAAAUACAAUCGUUAAAAUCGAUUGUCUUCAGUAAA